Nestor notabilis (Kea) is the source of this 1017-nucleotide messenger RNA. RefSeq names its product semaphorin-5B-like. The transcript is spliced from 6 exons. Lineage: Eukaryota; Metazoa; Chordata; Aves; Psittaciformes; Psittacidae. The record is from RefSeq and is a predicted model, not a curated record. The annotation marks the transcript as partial.
GAAUAUAAGACAUGCAACCCAGAGAGCUGCCCGGAGGUGCGCAGAAACACACCCUGGACCCCUUGGAUGCCUGUCAAUAUCACCCAGAAUGGUGCCCGCCAGGAGCAGCGCUUCCGCUACACAUGUCGUGCCCAGCUGUCUGAUCCCCACGAGCUGCAAUUUGGGAGGAAGAAAACCGAGAGUCGAUUCUGCCCCAAUGAUGGCUCAGCAGUGUGUGAUACUGACUCUCUUGUCGAUGGCCUUCUCAAGACUGGUAAGACCUCUGCACGGAUUAUCAAUGGGGGCUGGUCCUUUUGGGGUGCCUGGUCUUCCUGUUCCAGGGACUGUGAGCUGGGCUUUAGGAUCAGGAAGAGAACAUGCACAAACCCUGAACCUAAAAAUGGUGGCUUGCCCUGUGUGGGGUCAGCGAUGGAGUACCAAGACUGCAAUCCGCAUCCCUGCCCAGUGAAAGGCUCAUGGUCUUGCUGGACUCCUUGGUCUCACUGCUCAGCCACCUGUGGAGGAGGACACUACCAACGCACACGGACUUGCACCAAUCCAGCUCCGUCUAGUGGAGAGGAUAUCUGCAUUGGUCUGCAUACCGAGGAGGCUCUUUGCAACACACACCCGUGUGAAGGUGGCUGGUCAGAGUGGUCAGAAUGGAGCCUGUGUAAUGAAGAGGGCAUCCAAUACCGCAGUCGUUACUGCGAGGUACACAGCCCAGAUUCUUCUCAGUGCGUCGGAAACAGCACACAGUACCAGGAUUGCCUGUAUAAUGAAAUUCCUGUGAUCCUGCCAGCCUCCAGCAUUGAUGAAAGCACGAACUGUGGAGGUUUUAGUCUUAUCCAUCUGAUUGCCACUGGGGUCUCCUGUUUCUUCGGCUCUAGCCUCUUAACCUUUGUGAUUUACGUGUACUGCCAGCGCUGUCAGAGGCAGUCCCAGGAGUCAACCGUUAUCCACCCCACCACUCCUAACCACCUUCAUUACAAGGGCAACACAACCCCCAAGAAUGAGAAGUACACCCCUAUGGAGUUCAAG